CGACUUCAACAAUAGCAACAAUAACAAUGUUAAUAAUAAUAACUAUAAUAACAACAAUAAUAACUAUAAUGACGUCAUUGAUGACAACGGCGAGAAUGAUGAUGAGGAUGACGAGAAUGAUAAGUUAGGAAAUUUGAAGAUAUCAGUUUAUGUAACUUAUUGGAAGGCCGUUGGCCACUGCUUAGCCAUCUCUGUUCUUCUUUCUUUGCUUUUUAUGCAAGCUUCCAGAAAUUCGUGCGAUUGGUGGCUCUCAUACUGGGUGACCCACGCCGUCGACCAAUCAAAUUCCACCUCCAACAGCACCAGCGACCAAUCUGCGUUCAGUAUUUACCUGAGGUUAAACAAAUUGCCAGACGCUAGUUUGCCAUUGGCCGAUUUAAACAAAUCCGAGAGAUCUGAUUGGCUGACCGGUGGAGCCUACACUGACGAGAUUAUAUUGAUGGAUUUUUAUUAUAGAUCCACCGCCUCCGUCAAUGUACUCAUGAAUGACCUGAACAACGACAACAACAACAACAGCAACAACAACAACAACUUCGACGAAAACAACAACAACAUCAAGUUUUACAUGACAGUAUACGCUAUUCUGGCGGCUACAUCGGCUAUAGCGACAAUAUUCAGGGCCUUGCUCUUUGCAUACGGUGGUAUAGAAGCCGCCAGGGUUAUGCAUAAUCAGCUGAUCGACAGUGUCUUUAAGGCAUCCAUAAUGUUCUUCGACACCACACCAAUGGGAAGAUUGAUAAACAGAUUCUCAUCCGAUGUUUUUUCAAUAGACGAUUCACUUCCGUUCAUAUUUAAUAUCUUUCUCGCUCAGCUAUUUGGCAUCUUUGGUUCCAUAGCAAUUUGUUGCUAUGGGCUGCCGUUUUCGGCCAUCUUGAUUUUGGCUCUUUCUGUCGUGUACUAUUUUAUUCAGAGGUAUUAUCGCCACACCUCCAGAGAACUAAAAAGGGUUACCUGCGUCACCCAAUCACCUGUCUAUGCCCGAUUUUCCGAAACUCUGAUUGGUCUGGCCGUAAUUAGGGCACACAGGCAGGCAAAAAGGUUCCAUCUUGAAUUCAUCCGAUGUCUGGAUUUGAACCAGCGCGCUCAGUUCGCCAGCAGAACAAUAGCCCAAUGGCUGAACAUUCGAUUCCAGAUGAUUGGUGUCGCUUUAAUUGCUGGAGUCUCGAUCCUGGCCGUCUUACAGAAUCAGUUCGGAAGUGUUGAUCCGGCUCUGGUGGGUCUGGCAAUUUCUUACGUUCUUUCAAUCACAAAUUUACUUGGUGGCCUCAUUCUGUCAUUCACCGAAACCGAGAAGAUGAUGAUAAGCGUAGAGAGGCUGGAUGAAUACAUUAAAGAUAUACCGAUGGAGGAAGAGGCGGGGCUUAAUUAUGCUAAUGAGAUUCCUCCUGACUGGCCUACGGUAGGCGUGGUCAAAUUCACUGACGUCACAGUUAAGUACCGCCCACAUCUUCCUCCGGCUAUUAAGAAUGUGAGCUUUGAGACGAGGCCAGGCGAAAGAAUUGGUGUGAUUGGUCGAACGGGUUCUGGAAAGUCCAGUCUAUUUUUAGCUCUAAUGAGGCUUGUACCCCUCAACAGCGGUGCCAUAUUCGUUGAUGGGGUAGAUUGUUCUGCGUUGGAUUUGAGAAAGUUCAGAUCAAAAAUAGCGGUCAUACCCCAAGAACCCUUCUUAUUUGGCGGAACUAUUAGGGAAAAUCUCGAUCUAGACAGUCUACAAUCGGACGAAACGAUAGAGCGAAGUUUAGCGAAAUGCAACAUGGCGGACGUGGUGGCAAGACUUGGAGGGUUAGGGUUCAUUGUUGAAGAGAGGGGGCAGCAGUUUAGCGUCGGGCAAAGACAGCUGCUUUGCUUAGCUAGAACGCUACUAGCCGAUACACAGAUAUUAUGCAUAGACGAAGCAACAGCCAAUGUGGAUAUCGCGACGGAUAACUUGAUACAGAGGACAAUAAAAGAACAAUUUCACGGUAAAACCGUAUUAACGAUAGCACACCGCUUGUCCACAAUCAUGGAUAGUGACCGAAUUCUAGUGAUGUGCGGGGGCCAGCUCGUAGAAUUCGACGAUCCGACUUAUCUUCUAAACGAUCCAAAUAGCAUGUUUAGUAAACUAGUGAAAGCCAAUUCCGGCAGCAGUGCUCCUGAUAAUGAUAUCGUGCAGUUGUGAUAAUCAUCAUUCUCCAUUCCCUCAAUUUUACUUCAUUGAAUAAUUUAUAGUUCUCUUUCAUUUGCUUUUUGUUAAAACCUUGAAUCAUUGU
Messenger RNA from Helobdella robusta, 2249 nucleotides. RefSeq lists its product as hypothetical. Bases 215 to 2158 code for a protein of 647 amino acids. Gene Ontology annotation, cellular component: membrane. The record is from RefSeq and is a predicted model, not a curated record. Gene Ontology annotation, biological process: transmembrane transport. NCBI's taxonomy places the organism in Eukaryota, Metazoa, Annelida, Clitellata, Rhynchobdellida, Glossiphoniidae. The transcript is spliced from 13 exons. Gene Ontology annotation, molecular function: ABC-type transporter activity; ATP binding; ATP hydrolysis activity.